Messenger RNA from Maniola jurtina (meadow brown), 5550 nucleotides. It is a transcript of the gene Sarm, whose product is annotated as NAD(+) hydrolase sarm1. The record is from RefSeq and is a predicted model, not a curated record. Gene Ontology annotation, cellular component: dendrite. The coding region runs from base 16 to 4002 and encodes 1328 amino acids. Gene Ontology annotation, biological process: response to axon injury; negative regulation of MyD88-independent toll-like receptor signaling pathway; signal transduction. Gene Ontology annotation, molecular function: signaling adaptor activity; NAD+ nucleosidase activity; protein binding. The transcript is spliced from 13 exons. NCBI's taxonomy places the organism in Eukaryota, Metazoa, Arthropoda, Insecta, Lepidoptera, Nymphalidae.
ACAAGCAAAACUGUAAUGCCCCGAAAAGAACCGCCCUUGGCUCCAAGUGCAGGGCGUGGCAGAAGUUUGAUCGCAACCAGAACGAAUCAGCAACAGCAACGCAAAAUGCAGGCUCCAAAAAGUCAUCUGCCUCGAAGUAAUUCUUCCCCUGCACCGCAAAAGGACCAAAUUCAACCAAGCGGUCCAAAUAAAAGUUAUGUUCUAAGAAGCUUCUCGUCGCCCGAAUCUAAACAGUCAGGUAGCAGACGAGAUUCUGAGUCAUUUUAUCAACCGAAUUCUCACGAUUCUCGUAGUGAACUGGACUCAGAUUUGGAAACUUUUGAACAUUUUGAAGAACUGAUGGACAUCGAUGCAGACAACGAGGAGAGUUAUGGCCAAUAUCAAAGAAGCCCUGAUAGUGACGGGCCGAAGAGAGUGGUCACAACUCUACUUCCGGGUAGUGGUCUUCAAAGAAUAUCCAUGAGACCGAUAACUUCCAAUAUCUUACAACCGCAGGGAACUCGAGAGGCGCAAAAAAAGUUUAAAAGGGAAAACGCUGCAAAUAAAAGAUUUUCCCGUUUAAACUUUCGUCCGCUAAUCGUCAAGAUGCCCAGCCAGAACACUCUGUUGCCGUUAUCCGAUUCGGACUCUAUAGGCAUCGAAGAGUUGCAGACAUCACCACCACUGGAACUGGAGAGCCUCGAGCUUGAUAGGGAGUUGGAUGAUGCAGAGGAACUCUUGAAAAGAGGAGUUGCUAUCGCCGUUGAGGAAAGUGAUUCGGAUAUGGUACGUUCCGAAGAAUCCCUGCUAUCCCCAGAAAAACCAACAAAAAGUUCACGAUGGAUUCCGGAGUUCAAUUUGGAUGGCACCAGCAGUCUAAAGCACAACGGCAGCGCCAAAGACUUGGCCUCCGUAAUGGAGAACCUCAAAAAGAGCAGCCUCGUCUCCCGCCAGAACCAGAGCCUCAACACGCAGGUCACCAGCUCUCUGAAACAACAAAUGGUGUCUAGCACUACAUCUAGCAGCGCUGUCUCGAGCCAGAGGGUCCAGAGCUCGUCGCAGCGCGCUAGUUCUAUGAAGUCGGACCUCACUGAACUGAAAAGCUCCAUUUCGGAAAUGAAAACGCUUAGUAACUCUGCCGCCUUGAACUUCGGACAAAGAUUAAGAAGCUCGAUGGAAAAUAUAGUUGAUCAAGAUGAAAAGAAGGAAAGGCAUAUUCCCGACAUACGCGACCUUAGUGACAUGGGCGAUAUUGGAGACAUGGGCGACAUGAGUGAUUUGGCUGGCGACGGCCCUCUAGUUACAUUCCCAGAAUCAGACACACCACCACCUGACAAACAAUGUCUCUUAGCACCUAACGCUGCAACUGUAGGGACUAACGCUGCUAACGAGCUAAAAUAUAGUGCUGCACGUAUGACUUCCGCCAGCUCGACGCGUGUUGUCACGGACGGUUAUAGUGCAUCAAAAUCCGCCGCAAACAGUACAAGGAUGCGACGAUUGCAACAUGGAGAUAUGCAAUAUGCAGAACAUAGUGCUGCCGGGGCAUCUCAUAGACUGUUGCAAGCGGAGGGCCUCACUGCGGAACAAAAUGCCGCAUAUCUUCAAGAAAAACGUUCGUUACAAGCCGGCGAAGUCACAGCACAAGAAGCGAACAAUAUGUCUGCAUCUAGUUCUCGUUUGCAAACUGAAGCAUUUAGUGCCGAAAAGAAAGCCAUGGCUUCAUCACAGGCACGGCAGACGGUCUCGUCCAGCGGCAUGUUCAGUCAUAAGGAACACUCAAGCGUGGCGCACUCCAACAUGACUAUUUCAAGCAAAAACCUCUCUUCUAAAUCAACUUUACUAUCUUCACAGAUGAGCCAAUUGCUAAACGGUACCGUGAAACCUGGUGAUGAGGAUCUAUCGAACUUAACAUUUGAAGAUUUAGAUAGGUUAGAUGCAAAUUCAAAUCAAAAGGACGUCGAGUUAGCCAUACAGAAAUAUUCAUACAGAAUGAAUGCAUUUAUAGCAGCUAUGAAGAAUAACCAAAUAGACAUGAAAAAUGCGUGUGUACAAUUUAAUAAAUUGAAUGAAAUGGUGCGAAGAGCAUGGGCGGUUCCAACAUACGGGCAUGAGUUGGGUUACUCCUUAUGCAAUACGCUAAGAACCUCUGGAGGUCUAGAUAUCUUAAUGGCGAAUUGCUUGGAAACAAACAAUCCCGAUUUACAGUUUUGCUCCGCGAAAUUGCUUGAGCAAUGCCUUACAACAGAAAAUAGAGCACACGUUGUAGAAAACGGACUCGAAAAAGUUGUUAAUGUCGCUUGUGUAUGUACAAAACACGCAAAUUCUGUAGACCACGCAAGGAUAGGCACUGGAAUAUUGGAACACCUGUUUAAACACAGCGAAGGCACGUGUAGUGACGUUAUUAAGCUCGGUGGCUUAGAUGCAGUUUUAUUCGAAUGCAGAAAAAAUGAUAUAGAAACUUUGCGACAUUGUGCAACAGCGCUAGCCAAUCUUUCGCUAUACGGUGGAGCUGAGAACCAAGAAGCCAUGAUAAAACGAAAAGUACCGAUGUGGCUUUUCCCUUUAGCUUUCCACAACGAUGAUAACAUCAAGUACUACGCGUGUUUAGCCAUCGCAGUGUUGGUAGCUAAUAAGGAGAUAGAAGCUGCGGUGUUAAAAUCUGGUACAUUGGAUUUAGUAGAACCGUUUGUUACCUCGCACAACCCGUCCGAAUUUGCUCGAUCUAAUUUAGCACAUGCCCAUGGUCAAAGUAAGAACUGGUUGCAACGAUUAGUCCCCGUCUUGAGCUCGAAAAGAGAAGAAGCUCGAAAUCUGGCAGCAUUUCAUUUUUGUAUGGAGGCUGGGAUUAAAAAACAACAAGGUAACACAGAAAUCUUUAGAGAAAUAGGAGCGAUAGAAACCUUGAAAAAAGUAGCUAGUUGCCCAAAUGCAGUAGCAUCAAAAUAUGCUGCCCAAGCGUUGAGACUCAUCGGGGAAGAAGUUCCGCACAAACUGUCGCAACAGGUUCCGCUUUGGUCAAUAGAAGAUGUACGAGAAUGGGUGAAACAAAUAGGAUUUUCAGACAUUGCGACAAACUUUUAUGAAAGUAGAGUGGACGGCGAUUUAUUAUUACAAAUAACGGAAGAUAAUCUCAAAGAAGAUAUAGGAUUACAUAAUGGAAUCAAACGUAAGAGAUUCACAAGGGAACUUCAACAAUUAAAGAAAAUGGCGGAUUACAGCUCACGGGACACGGGAAGCUUAAAUGAGUUUUUACAAAGCAUUGGUCCAGAAUACACAAUUUAUACGUAUUCAAUGCUAAACGCUGGUGUCGACAAAGAAUCUAUUAGAGAAUUAAGCGACGAACAACUUGAACUUGAAUGCCGGAUACGUAACAGUAUACAUCGGUUACGGAUUCUAAACGCAAUAAGAGCAUACGACAAUCUACUCACCAAAGGCGAUGAAAGUUCAGAAAAGAACUUAGACGUAUUUGUGAGUUAUAGAAGAUCGAACGGUUCACAGUUGGCGAGUUUGUUAAAAGUACACCUACAAGUACGGGGCUUCACCGUGUUUAUCGACGUGGAGAGGUUAGAAGCCGGAAAGUUUGACAACAAUCUGCUCAGAAGCAUACGGCAAGCGAAACACUUUUUGCUAGUUCUCACGCCAAAUGCUUUAGAAAGAUGCAAACACGAUAAUGAACAAAAAGACUGGGUACAUCGGGAAAUAGUGGCAGCCUUGCAAUCACAGUGCAAUAUCGUCCCAAUUAUCGACAACUUUGAAUGGCCGGAGCCAGAGGAAUUGCCUGAAGACAUGCGCGCCGUGUGCCACUUCAAUGGCGUACGGUGGAUCCAUGACUACCAAGACGCGUGUGUUGAAAAACUUGAAAGUUUCCUUCGCGGCAAAUCAAAUUUGGCGAACAGAAUGGAAGGUCCGCUGCGCAGCCGUGGCGAUGUGCAGACGCCAGGCACGGCGGCCAUCGGACGCGGUCCGCCCAACUACCAACGCAUGCACUCCACCGAGAGCAGGGGUAGCGAUAAGGCGGAUUGACUAGAACCGUUACACACUCUGCCACCUGUCAGACCCCGGCGAAGUCGGCAGUCAUCAAUAGACAAGGCAUUAGCGAAUUCACAAAGUUGUGAACAAUUGCCUAGCAGUAGCACUUCUUCGCCUGUCAAAACUUUAUACAGUCUUCCUGAAAGACUAUCUGAAAGUAGUGAUAAUUUAGAAUGUAAGCAAAUUCAACAGACCUCACAUAGGUGUCCUUCCUGCGACGGUUUGCUGGACUCAAAUGAACACACACAACUCUCCUUGCCAGCACCCUUAGACGCCACCACACAAACUAAGAGGAAGAAGAACUUUAUGGACAGAUGUGUGAAUAAAGUGAGACUUUGCUGAUGCUUACUGAAAAAUGUGGCUUGCCACAAAACCUACUUUUGUGUAAUAAAGUGCUUGCAGAGUGUGUAAGUUAUAGACUGUGAUGGGCUGCACUUCCACAAACAAAGAUACUUGUGAUAAUUGAUGUUACAAGAACUAAUUAACUAUAUUAUUUAUGAUUAUAUUAAUUAUUUUAAUAUUGUAACAAUGGGGUUCCAGGCUUUUUAGAAUUUUACAAGGAACUUCAUAUAUUGUGGUUUAUUUUAUUUUCCAAUCAAUUGAUUAAAUCUAGUCACUUUACUAUUCAACAUUUGUCGGUUUUUGGUGCAAUAAAUACUAUUUAGAUAACUUUACACUGGCACACAUAAUAAUUAUAUGAAGUUGUUAAUUUUUUGUAAAUAACUUUAAUAGGAGUUGUGAUAACAUCAAUUUUUAGUUCACACCUGUCUAAUCAAUUUGUUUUACAAGUUUUAUUUGUGUGUGGAGAGCAAGCCUAUUGGACUUUUUCUAUUUUUUAUUGCAUAUUUAAGUGAAUCUUAUUUUAAAGUACAAAAGUGUGCGCAGUCAUGUAAAUAUACCUUGUGUAUGCUGCUAUUUAAAAUUGUUUGUGGUCAAACGUAUUGGUAAAUAUAUUUUAUGUAAUCUCAAUGAGUGCAUGUGAAAGAUUUACAAAUAUUGUGACAAGUGAUUGCUACCCUACGAUGUUUAAAGAACAUUGGACGUGGUGGCAAUAACGGCAAUUGGAAAUGUCAGUUUGCUAUUCAUUUUAGUAUGGCAAAUUGUUAUCUUUUUGUUUGCUAAUAAACUUUUAUGUAUCUCUCUUCACUCUCUAUAGAUGUUAAAAAUGAAUUUAUGAAUAACUAUAGCUAUUUUAUUUAUUCUAGUUUCUUGCCACUAAAGUAUUUGUAAAAUUUCCUGUGAAAUUUAAUAAUAAUUGCAUAAUAGAUAUGUGAUAGCUUAGAUCUUUUACAUAAUAUAAACAAGAGUUUUAAAUUGCUUUUAAAUGUUGACAUUCACUGUACCUAGUAAUUUAUUUUCUUCGAUCACUAUCAAAAUUGUAUUAUAAUAUAUAAAGUGCUGUACAAAAUUUUACUUUAGAUUUUAGGUUUAAAUAAGUCGUUCACAUGAGUUAACCAUAAUUAUGAUAAUUUUACCUUGUCAUGAUUAAUGAUUAUAUUAUUUAUGUUUAGCCUAACCAUAAUAUAAAUGGUAAUAAACAUG